GUGAGGCUUAUAUCACCUCUCUUUAAUUAAAACUUCCUUUCACUUCUCACCUGUCUUUCCAACUACUUAGAAAAACAAAGGGAAAAAAAAAUGAAACAACUUUCUCUCUCCUGAAACCACACCUUUGACUUCUCUCUGUGUCUAGGAGUUGCCGCCGGCAGUUUCUUUGUUCAACCCCAAUUGGGUUUUCAUUUUCAAAUCUCUCUCUCUUGUGGGCGGCAAACUCGAAGGUUUUGUAAAGAAUUAUUGCUCCCUAUUGAAGUUGGUCAAAGCUAAGAGAAAAAGGGAAGAAAUUAUAUUAUGAUUAUUGGUUGCCAGAAAGUUUUGGAAUUAGGCUAUGGAGAUCAUCAAUAUUAUUAUUUCACAUGAACAACUUCAACAACACAAUAUAUUUUCUUCUUCUUCUUCUUCAAAGUAAUGGAAUCAGAGAGGCACAACUCCAAAUCCAGUAGGCUCCGCAAGUACUGGUUCACUGCAACAAGACACAAGACACCUCACCCAUGUUGUCCCAACAAUGAAAUUUCAGAUGGAGAUGAUUACGAAAGUGGAAACUUUCUGGAGAAUGUCCUCUCUCGGUCUGUCGAUAUGGGUCCAUGCAAAUUAGCCAAUGAAUUAAGAAUCUUCGUGGGUACUUGGAAUGUCGCCGGAAGAUCGCCGAUUGGAAGCUUGGCCGUCGAUUUGGACGAUUGGCUAAAUCUCAAAGAUGCUGCUGAUUUAUACGUCCUUGGAUUUCAAGAGAUUGUACCGUUGAAAACAAGGACGGUGGUGGGAGCAGAAGAUACAAGCAAAGCAACAAACUGGAAUUUACUGAUCGGAAAAAUUCUGAACGACAAGUACGGAUGCCCGUGGCUGACGCCGAUGACGAACACGGCCACCGGCGGCGACGGUUACAAGGUGAUCGGCGGCAGCAGAUAUGUGCUGCUGGCAAGCAAGAAAAUGGUGGGAGUGUUCAUCAGUGUUUGGAUAAGGAGAGAAUUGGUGAGAAAAUAUUACAUUUCGAAUGUGAAAGUUUGUUCGGUGGCGUGUGGAAUAAUGGGAUAUUUGGGGAACAAAGGGUCGGUUUCGGUGAGUAUGUGGAUUGAAGGGACGAGUUUUUGCUUCGUCGCCGCCCACUUGGCUUCCGGCGAGAAGAAGGGGGACGAGCGGCGGCGGAACCGCCAGGUGUCGGAGAUAUUCCGGCGGACUUUCUUCCCCAGAACGGCUAAAGACGAUGCCCAUCCACAUCCACCACUCACCAUCUUAGGACAUGAUCAAAUAUAUUGGUUUGGGGAUUUGAACUAUAGGCUGUAUUUAGAGGACAAUUUUGCGAGGCAGCUGAUAAAGAAGCGAGACUGGGAAGCACUGCAGGGGUUUGAUCAGCUAAGGAAAGAACAGGAAGAAGGUGGAGUAUUUCAGGGCUGGAGAGAAGGGAACAUAGAGUUCGCCCCAACUUACAAGUAUUCUUCCUCUAAUUGCAAUCGCUAUUCGGGUGGUCCUCUAAGAACAACAGGAGAGAAGCAAAGAACUCCAGCAUGGUGUGAUAGAAUUCUGUGGUAUGGAAAAGGAGUGAAGCAACUCUCCUAUUUCAGAAGUGAGAGCAAGUUUUCUGAUCACAGGCCAGUCUCUGCCCAAUUCUUAGCACAGAUCGAGCUCCUUAAAUCUACUAAUCCUAGAGUUAUUGCACUCACUAAAUUUCUUCCCUCCAUACCGCCUCCCAAACAGAAGGUGAAGGGGGAAACUAAUGAAGCAGCAAAAUCUACCUUGGCAGCAUUGAUGGUGAAGGAUAGGGAAGAAUCAUAUAGAACAAACAUAUAGAACCAUUACAGAGGUCAAAGAACGGCUGGGAAGCUUGGCUUUUAAGUUUUAUGGCUGCAGGCUGGGUUUGUAGAGAGAUGAAGUGACAUGAACUAUCCUGGUGUCUUUCUAGUUCACUUCAAUUUCUAAAAUUUUUUUCUACACUGUUCUUGGUUUUCAUUGAACUUGUGAAUAUAAAUGUAGGGAAAAUAGACAAGAACAAAAAGUAGCUAUGCAGAAUAUUGACAUACUGAGAAAUUAGCACUGUGUGAGUAUCUAAUAUGUGUUUCCUCUGAAGGAAAAAACUUCCAAAACGUAGUUUGCCUGCUGAUAUUAUUUAGCAUGCUACUGCAAAAUUUGCAACUACAAUAUGCACAUACGGCAUUUGAGUACCAUAUCUCAGAUGCAACUGUCCACAACUCUGUUUGCUUCUUAGAAAAAAAUUCAAUUGCCCUCAUCAUUUACCUGAA
Momordica charantia (bitter melon) is the source of this 2243-nucleotide messenger RNA. RefSeq names its product type I inositol polyphosphate 5-phosphatase 8. Gene Ontology annotation, biological process: phosphatidylinositol dephosphorylation. Gene Ontology annotation, molecular function: inositol-polyphosphate 5-phosphatase activity; phosphatidylinositol-4,5-bisphosphate 5-phosphatase activity; phosphatidylinositol-3,4,5-trisphosphate 5-phosphatase activity. Lineage: Eukaryota; Viridiplantae; Streptophyta; Magnoliopsida; Cucurbitales; Cucurbitaceae. The record is from RefSeq and is a predicted model, not a curated record.